CCUUCUCGUGUGCCGUGCCGGCCUUCAUAGGUGCUCGCUAAAAGCACUUUCCCCAACAGCCUCUUCAGGCAAUACCGGGGAACUUUAUCAUUGUGUUAUACUGUAUAUGAAGUAUACUUAGCAAUCGUUUUCUCAAAGUGAACAGUUGUAUAAAUAGUACAUUUUUACGAACCAAAAACAAAUGUGCGAGCGACAGUCCAUUCAAGUGCUUAUGGAAAAAUGAACCUGAUCAUCAUCAUCAUCAUCACGAUCCAUGGGAGAGACACCCCGUAGGUGUCCAAUGCACGUUUCGUCUUAAUUUGGGGAUAAAAUCAACAAACAAAACUCUCCCAAGAAGGGGCGAUACCAGCCAAGGGCGUGUUGCCUUGCCGUGAUUACAAGCGGGCCGCGAACACCGGAGGACGCUCGCAAAGAAUAUGGAACAAACCAAAAACUGACGAGUGCACAAGGAAGAGGCAUGGAGAGCUCGGUGCAUGCUGGGAAUUACAAUGAGAAACCGACCAAAAAGGGAACAAAACAAAUGUAAAAGCGGACUAGGGCAGGACAAUUGCUAAGAAGGGAAUCGUGGCUGGUGGACAUCACGCAGUGUAGACCGGUGACAGCAGCAGCCACAUGAUGAAGGGAACGUGCCCGAAACGACGACCAUCGUGGAGAUGGCGCGGAGAGACGACGUGCAGUGGUGAGAUUGUGACAUGGGAAGGUCACGAGGCAUGGUGAAGAUGUUGCGGCCUUCAUCCAACAGUGGAUAGACCAAAACUGCUGCUGCUGAUGAUGAUUGUCAAUCCAUUGCAGUGGAUGAAGAUCAUGUUGGUCAUGGGGGCUGUUUAAGGACACCUCCACCGUUCUGGCCAAUGAAGGUUUGUCAAAUCGGGAGGAGGGGACAUCGACCUGUUCAGAUCUCACUCUUCGCUGAUGUUUAGCUGUGGACGGAAAUCAACCUCGCGUUGGUGGGAUUGUACCACAGUGCUCUAACCACUGCGCCACCGCUCCCUCUUACUCGUAAGGCCACUCGUUGGUGGGCCCGAGGCGGGGCGAGCCGUCCGCGUGGUUCUCCGAUGCGAGCUUGACCCCGACUGACCCGCGCGCAUUCGCAAUAGGAAGUCGCAAAGACAAUACGAGAAUCCUGUCUCCUAUUGCCGCCGUAGCCUCGCGUUGUUUAUCGCCGCCUCUCCCCGCAGUCGCUCGCAUAAGAGAGCGUGGUGGGUGGCACAGACGCGCGAGGUCCCCACGCGGUGGACAGAAUUGAUCGGCAAGCAUCACCGCCGCUGCCGCGAUGCCCAGCGUCAAGGGACUGGUGAUUGGGUGGCGCACGUGUGCGGGGGGGGGGGGGGGGUUACCCAGGACGGGCAUUGAACUGGCACUCGGAAGGUCGGCGACCAAGGGGAAGUCCUAAUACGCACGGUGGUAGUGAUAAUGUGGAAGAGGUCCUUGAAGAAUGCAUAAAUCGAGUAACCGGAGGUAGACUUAAUGACGUCAUGAGACUGCACGAGCAGCCUUCGUGGGUCAGGUGUCAACUUUGCAACGGCUGAAGGGAUCUAGCAGAAGGAAGGAAUCGAUGGCGAGCUGUGGUGGCAUCGACGGGAUUGGCCGUGGUGGCAGACAGGGCCGGUCGCGACCACCAAAAUAAUGCCGAGGUAAUUACCCACGAAAGCCUCGCCGAGCCUCGGGGCUCAUCUUCAGCAUGGCCCCGCGUUGGCGUGUGCGAGAAAUUGUAUUCCUGGGCGUUUGGCUUCGUGUCGGCGGAAAUCAGAGUCCAUGGAAAAGAAAAAAAGAACCACAUCAAGCGUUCGAGGGGCGUGGUGCUCCAGAGGGGUACACUUACUAAAUCCACGCCAACAACACCCGGUAGGGCCCGGUAGUUACCCGCCCAAGUACCAACCAGGCUCAACUCUAAUUAGGCUUCAGGGCGAUUCGGCCAUAAGCAGCAGAGUUUUUCGCCCGUCCCAGCGAGCGAGUCUGUGCACGGACAUUGUAAUUAUUAUUAUUAUUCAGAGCGUUUUCUUUUUACAUCUACUUGGCAGGCGAGACCGACCCAGACGCUGACAUCUCCGCUUGGCUGCGCUCUGCAUUUCGUCUCGUCCCCGAACAAGUGGUGGCUUUUAAAGCUGAAGUGUAAUGAUGAGUGCUAAUAUGUCAUUUAGUCAACAGGCCAGCCACCCAACUAGCUAGCCAGCCACACAGCCACGCAGCAACCCAGAUAGUCAUAUAGCCAAUCACCCACUUAGCCAACCACAUAUCCAGUCACUCGGCCAGCUAGUCACUCUCCACCAGUCACUCCAUCUUGUCAGGCAUCUGCCCAGUCAUCCAGCUCGCAAAAUAACCCAGCCACCAAAGCCAGCCGCUCGGUUGAGCCAGCCAUCUAACCAGAUAGUCAAGUCACCCAGCCAGUCACCUCUCCUCCCGCCCACUCAACCACCCACCCCACCCACCUAGCAGUCCAGAAUAUUACCCAGCCAGCCAGAAACUUACUCAGCCAGCCUCUCUUCAAAAUGUCUUGGCUAACUCCCAUUCCUCUACCCCCCACCUCCACUGACUCCGCCCGUCUGCAUCUCUUGGUGUAAUUUCCUGUGUGACUGGGCUGGGCUUAAUACUUUACUGGGCUGCGCUCGGUUUUCGAGAGAGAGUGGGAGAGAGCGCGGCUGGGGUGGUUGAGUACCCGCAGUGAACGCCAGGGAAUAUUUGAGUCGCUCCGAGUUGAGUCCGCGGCAUAAGAGGAACGGCGAGAAGGGCCGAGUUCGCGCUCACGGGUCCACGACAGCUUCGCCUCCAACUUGGCCCGUCUCGCCUUGGCGUCCCCGUCACCUCGCGAGUGCCGCGUGAAACAGCGCCACAAUGAGCUGGGGCUUCCUAACGCGUCUCCUUGACGAGAUCAGCAACCACUCGACCUACGUGGGCAAGAUUUGGUUCACCGCCUUCCUCAUGUUUCGCAUCAUCCUCACGUGCGUGGGCGGCGAGACCAUCUACUACGACGAGCAGAGCGCCUUCGUGUGCAACACGCAGCAGCCGGGCUGCGAGAACGUCUGCUACGAUAGGUUCGCGCCCCUGUCGCACGUCCGCUUCUGGGUCUUCCAGACCAUCGUCGUCGCCGUGCCGUCCGUCGUCUACCUCGGCUACGCCAUGCACCGCCUGAGCCGGGCGGAAGAAGCCCGGGGGAGCGUCGCGCCAAGGAGCAAGAGCCGACCGGCGACGGCCACCCAUCGGGCUCAGCACCGCCACGUCGAGGAGACGGAGGGCGACCACGAGGAGGACCCCAUGAUCGUCGAGGUGGCCGACGAGGACGCGCCCAAGGCCUCCGCCAAGGGGGGCAAGGAGGAGUCGCCGCCGCCCUCGAGGCACGAUGGGCGCAGGAGGAUCCACCGGGAGGGGCUGAUGAAGAUGUACGUGGUGCAGCUGCUCAUGCGCACCGUCUUCGAAGUGGCAUUCCUCUUCGGGCAGUACGUCAUGUACGGCUUCGCGGUCACGGCGCGCUUCGAGUGCACGCGCUACCCCUGCCCGCACCGCGUCGACUGCUACGUGUCGCGCCCCACCGAGAAGACCACCUUCCUGCUCAUCAUGUACUCCUCCGUCAGCUUCUGCCUCCUGCUCAACUUCUGGGAGAUACUGCACCUGGGCCUCGGCUCCAUCCGAGACAUCCUGCGCGGCAAGAAGGAGCAUCAGCAGGAGGAGGAAGAGCGCCAGCAGUUGGCCCUGCGGCAGCAGCAGCAGUCCUUCUACCAGCAGCAGCAGCAGCAGCACCAGCAGAAGCACCAGCCGCCACCGCAGCAACAGCAACAACAGCAGCAACAGCAGCAGCAACAGCAGCAGGAGCAGCCGUUCCCCCUGAGCCCAGCGCCUUGCUACAACCAGCACUACCCGCGGCAGGCGCCGCACGCUCCGCCCGUCUACGACUCCCUGCACGCGGCGGCGGCGGCGCAGUUCCCCUCCAAGGUGCCCGACGGCAGUCGCUCGAUCGUGGCCAGCGUGCCGCAGGGCGUCUUCCCCGUGAGCAUGGAGAGGCAGCGGGCGGCGGCCACGGACGACGCGAGUUGCGGCCCGGCGCGCACGACGACGCCCGCCGGAGACGUCGGUCCGGCGGCGGCGGCCGCAACGGCGUUGCCACCUUCGUCGCCGGCCGCACCGCCCCCGUGUCCGGGAGAGGCGGCAGGACGGGGGGGGUUCCACCCGUCGGCAAACUCCUCCUCCUCCCGGCCCAGUUCCCCCGCGGGGUCAAACAACAGCGCGGCUGCGGCGGCGCAGAACCGGGUCAACAUGGCCUACGAGCAGCAGCAGGCGCAGCAGGCCGCUGCAGCAGCAGCAGCCGCCACCGCAGGAGGAGGAGGAGGAGGCGCCGUGGCGGCCAACGGCUGCGUCAAGACGGCAGCCGGGGGGGACAAGCAGGGCUCGGUGUGGAUUUAAGUCGAGGGGGGGGGGGGGUUGCUGCGCUUGAGGGUGACGGGUGGUGGAGGGGACCGGUGUAACCAUCUCUCUCCCCCCACCCCUAACCCCUCCACUGCUCUCGACAGCUCUCCCUCCCCAGCCUCUCCUCUCCGACUAUCGCCUGCCCCCCACCCACCCCACCUUCCCCAAACACACGCAGCACCCUGGAUGAGUCUGAGUCUUGCCUUCUACUUAAUGCUGAGGAUUUUAGAAGGGGUGGUGGUGGGGGGGGUGCGGCGGGGUUCGGAGCUGAUUAAGAAGUUGGUUUCGGUAUAAAUGUAGAUUUGUUUUCACCCGUCCACCGCAAGCCGGUGGCCUCUCAACGCCUCCACCCCCUCCUCCCCCAACACCCCCCACACCCCGGCCCCCCCCCCCCCCCCCGACUGAGGAAUGAGCUUCCGAUGUGCUCCUCCCUCUCUAGGGUCGUGGUGAUGGUAUUGUUGUUGGCUAUGGUGUUUCCAAGUUUCGUGGUGGCGAAAAUGAUUUUGGUGGUGGUGCUGAUGUGGUGAUGGUAGUACCGGUACUGUCGUGAUGCUUGUGGGGUGUAAGUGGUGAUGAUGCUGAUUGUGUGGAUAUUGGUAACUGAUGGCAGUAGUAGUGGUGGUGAUAGUGGUGGUGAUAGUGGUGGUGUUGGUGACGUUGGUGGUCGUGAGAAGUCGCCCUUGAACAACAACGGAUGGCAGAGGAGCCACGAUCAAAACAACGAGCGGAGCAGUCAACCCAUAACACCCGGGUCUGUCCCGUGACCUGCCAGCAACGAGUCUUCCACACUUAACGUGGCCUCUACGUGCACCUAGCCUGGCACAGGAGCCGUGGUGAUGUCACGGCCGCUUCGUGGCGACUGUUGUUGGUGGCUGUUUAGUGGUGGUGCUGCUGCUGAUAUUGGUUGUGUUGGUGGUGGUGGUGGUGAUGAGAGCGCGACCGCUAAACUCAUCAAAGCUGUCACUCGCAGCUCUGGAUAUAGAACGUUCCCAGGACAUUCGUACUUGGGCCAGCCUCGCCAGGGUUCGUCACGCUGGAGUUGGACGGAGCCGAGGUUAGGCGCAGGAGGGGAAGGGUGGCGGGAUGGAGGCAGCCUGUGAGGGCGGGAGACGGCCACUGAGUCAUCCCGUGCCUUGCCAGCUUCUCUGAUCUUCCUCCCCCCUUUAUUGUCAUCGUCACCACUACCACAACCAUCGCGUGCGGCAGAUCCUUACUUGACAUUCCAGAGAAAGUCGUGCGAUGUUUGAGUGGCGUUCUUUAUCAAUACGCAGCAGCAGCAGCGAACGAAGGUGGUUUGUGGAUAAGCUCGUAUCUAUUACAUCUUUAAUAGUGCUUUUGUUGCUGGUCGCUUGGCGUUUUGUGCUUUUUUUUUGGACUGCGCUCAGCAACCGCGAUAGAGUAAAUAGUCGGCCUGCGUAGGAAGACGCAAUUGCAUUCGGCGCGCGGAGACGCGCACGGUUUUAGCCUUCGCAAGCUUCCUCCUUUUUUUUUGUUGGGAUACUCACUCUGUCCUCAGCCGAGUCGGUUUCAUGAUUCGCCUGCGUGCUGUUCGUUCGGCAAAUACACAUUGUUGUGUGCGCGCGCACGCACGUGCAGCCUGCCCUGAGUGGAACGAACGUUCCGUAGCGAGCUGGCGAGUUCUGUUCCGCUCACCCUCAAACACGUUCGCCGCAUCUCGCCAUUCAACGAAUCGUCGGCAUUCGCUUCGACGACUUGUUAGACGUUCGACGCGUCCCUAGCUUGAGCUGAAGAAGCGAUGGUGGUCGAUACAUCGAUGAUUGUUGCACCCCCGCUUUUGAAGCUUAGAUCGCGCGCUGGCCCCCCCGAAUGAAAACAUUCCCUGCCCAUGUCAUCAGCCCCACUGUAAUCUGUACCCCCACGCUCGCACCACGCUCGCCUCCGUUCACAACCGUGAGGCCGGUGGUGGAAACUCCACAUGAGUAUGGCGGAGGCCAGUCACUCCACGUCCCGGUGUGAAAUCCAGCAUGACGAUGUCGCGCUCCGGCACGCGAGGGUGACGCUCAGCACCCCCCCCCCCACCCCGACGCCGCGCUACUCGCUCCCUGUCUCGCGAGGCGCGCCCGCUCCCGUGGCUGCCACUCCGUGUCCCCAUGCUCAUCCUGCACAUCGUGCCAUGGUCGUCCCUCCAUGGCACACGAGCAGGUGGCCUUCCCAAAACCCUCAUUGACCUCGACUGCUAGAAUUUUUAUUUUUUAGCAGGUAAGCCUCCCCGAGCUAUGCAGCUCUUUUUCUGAAGCGACCUGCAAAAAAAAACAAAUGAUAGCUCAGCGAAGCGGCUUAUCACGUGGAAAUUUAUAGCGGCCAAAUACUCAAAACGUGGAGGGAAACCCCGGAGGACCCGGAGAAAAUCCACGCAACCGCCGGGAGAUUAACAUGCAAACUUCUAAUUAUACAGGCGUCAGGGUUGGGAUGAAACCCACGACCUCCUGCAUACCAGGCGAGGGAGUUAACAUCUCUCAGAGUCCAUGCGAUUGCUGCUCUGCGUCACGUGGCCCUCUUCCUGUCUCUUAUUUCCCAGCAUUCCAACCCCGCCAUGCUUCUGUGCGCACUUCUCACCCUUGGUCCCAUUUACUUUGUCAACGUGUCCAUGUUUCAGAUCCGCAUGGCGUCGCAGGCAACAUGCGUGCAAUUGUACGCAAGUGAUCGUGAUCACCAAACGUGACUCGAAGGGCAUAUGUUAUGUAUGUUGAACUUCUUUCGCACCGCACGUAGCCUACCGCACUAAUCGGACAUGAUGGAUGCUGAAUAGGAGCUGGGUGAGCUCGUAACGGAGUGCUGUUGUGGAAAGUGGGACAUCGCGAUGGGUCUCGCUACUCCACAUUCGCGGCACAGGGGGUACAGGGUCCUUACAGCGGAGGGGUCCCGCGUUACUUGGAGUGAGGUUGUGGGCCCCCAGGCCGCCCCCCCUCCCUUGGAGGGUGCGGGGGGGGUCCGACCCUAACCCCAGACAAUUGCCGAGUCCUUGGCGAGUCGAGGGCAGCGGCGCGCCUGUCUCGGGAUGCAAACUUGAGCGAGCAGAAGUCGCUCGGCGACACGAAGCGAAAGAAGAUUCUUGAAAGUUCUCCCAAGAGAAGAGAGAACUCGAACCAAAGGGCCCCGCAAUAACCCCGGCUCUCCCCCCGCCGUCUUACCCCACGCGUCGCGUGACAAAAUGCUUACACUUUCUGAAAGGAAGACUCAGACGACAAACAGCUCUGGUAGAUGCACACUUUAGGCUGCGUGUCAAACACCGUUGACGUUGCGUUUUAAUGACGGAAGACCCAAAAAAAAAAGCGAUGUUCAAGUUAGGGUCUUGCGUCACGUCGCUCGACGGACGUGUUCAAGCGCACGUGGGUAACGUUGUGGUGUCAUCAGGACCAUGACUUUGAACGGCCGCAUUUUUCCAGAUUAUGAGACGCUCCGCUAAAGUUAAGAAGCGCCACAAAACGACUGCUCGGUGUCAAUGAACCAACUCUGGUUCCCGCACGCACACCGGAUUUGAAGAUGCACCCCAACGUUGCUUUGAAAUACGUGCGUCUUAUCGUCUGGAAAAGUCGGUAAUAGGGAGCUGUCUUAGCAGCGCUAUCUCGACGCAUCCAUCCCACAUCCAUUGUCUGAGAGCUGUUUGUUAUGGGCCGCGGCUUCUUUAAUUACACUUUUUGUCCACUUAUUUGUCACACGUCUUUAAAUAUUUCAUAUCAUCUUUAGUUAUAGUAUUUGGGUUUUUUUUUGUUUCAAUAGUAUUAUUUUUUAUUUCCCACAAAUGUAACGGAAGAAACAAACGGCACGCGGCGUUUUGCCGAGCCACACUACAAAAGCAGCGUGAGCUUUACUUUCGGCGUUACUCCGAAGCGCCGCAGCGUCGAGUUUCACUCCCCAAAGCAUUUCAAUCAAAGUGCACGUGCUCGCAUUGUGACCCGUUUCCGUGCGUCACGUGCCCGCGUGCUUUGCGCACCACGUGCUCGCGUUUCCGGUGGUCGGUCGUCACGUGCCACGUGUCCGCGUGUCGAGCUGCGCGCGCGCACGCAAUUCUCGGUUGUUAUUGUUGUCUUACAAAGUGCCUUUAAGAGUCGAGAUACUUGAAUUUAUAUGCGUUUAGCUUUGUCGGUGCACAUUGAUAAGUUUAGACACCCAACUCGCUUCGGGUGAGUGGCGAUUCUGAAAGGACAAUACCCCCCCCCCCCAAACUGAUCCACACCACCCCCCACUCCCAGGCCAUACUCGUGUGCCCCCACCUCUUAACCCCAUAUGCCCUCCAUUCAGGGGCAGCUCCUCAGGGUGGCUGGGCAGGCACCCAAGUUAAAGUUCAAAUUGUUCAUCGUGGACAAUGCCGGCACACCUGGCCAUCGCUUUCUUCCUUCUGCCAGUUUGCUCGUCAGUCUCACGGUCAAGGUGCCCGGGCACCUGCCCUUGCAGUCUCGCCCAACUCCCGCAAGGAGCUUCGCCGCCAGCUUGUGGGGCAUUAGGCGUGUAACGAUGAUUCCCUUCCUGGCAGGUUCGAUACAUUCACCACAAUUAAGACGACGAUUCAACAAUCACUUGCUUGUCACUGCGGCACACGCAUUUAUCCCUCGCGGCUGUCCGGGGUGAUUCGAAGGUCGUCGUUUCUGACACGCGUGGCUAUGCGCACACGUCGUGAGCCGUAACAAUCGAUUUUAAAUCGACGAAUCGAUUGACCGUUACGUGCCUGGUGGGUAUUGGAUGCUCCCCCCCACCCCCCGCCGUUUGUUUUAGAAUCGCCACCGCCACGGCUGAGCGAGAUGGGGUUAGAGGUAGGGCUUUUUAGUCGGCACUCGCGCCUGUUGGCUGAUGGUGGAGGGCAGCCCGUGCCCUCGCAAGGAGGUCGUGUGGGCCCUAGAUGGGUCGGGGGUGGUGGGAGGGGGGGCACAGCGACACUCGGAUCUUUGCGAAGUGGGUGAGCAGAGGGAUUCGCGGUGAGUGGGGACGGAGUCACGGGAGUCGGACCGCUCAUUGAGGUUCAUUGUCCAAAUCCAGAGUCCUUAAUGGAGAGAUUCCUUCAUUGGCAAGGGAAACUCCCACGGAGAUCAUUCUGAACAGAGAGCGCUCUUGGUAGCGUUUCCACAGCAGAGAUUCCUUGAUGGAGAAAUGUAUGUUCUUCGAUGUUGAACUCGGCCUGAAUAGAGAGAUAUUCCUUGAUAGUGAGAUAUCUGUUUACAGAGAAACCGUCCAUCGUGGAGCCAGGAAGAGAGGUAUCUCACUUGAUGGAGAUAUACAUUGGUUAUGUAGAUAUUUCAUAGAUAAGUACCACUUAAUAGAGACAUACUUUCUCUUACAAAGAUAUAGAUUAUUUCAUUCAGAACAAAGAUAUCUCUUCACAGUGAGAUAUCCAUUGAUAUAAAUCCCUUUAUAUUAAGAUAUGUUAAUAGACACACGUGUUGGUUACAGAGAGUAUGCAAUAGAGGGAUCAUUCUUGAUAAAAAUUCAUUGAUAGAGAUCCUUCAUGACAGUCAUCCCUUCGUAGAGAUAUCGUCCUUCAAAGGCAUUCUCGAACAGCGUUGGUUUCUUCACUGACAAACAUCUUCCUUUUGAAGAAAGAUCCAUUGAUAGUUAAAAUAUCUUCAUAAGUGAAAUUCAGUUACAUAAAUGCCCCUUCAUAUACAAUUAAUUAUGAUUUUUCUUCUUAAAUAUGAUAACAAUGCUUUUUAUUUACCCUGGGAAACUAGUAAGUCUCGAGACUGUUUUUCAGCAGGAGGGUCCUACAUUGGGGAUAUUUGGAUAAUUCCACUUCUGGGAGUUUGGCACCGUGUGGGAUGAAACUAGAGAACUCGGGAGAAAGUCCACCACGCACGGUAUUCCCAGGCAUGAGUCUUCCAUCCAUAACUCGCCGUCAUCAUCAUCAUCAACUUAAUUUCCUGUAUUUCUUACCAGCUGAGAGAGAUUUAAAAUAAAAAAAAGUCUCUCUUUUCAGAGCACACCUGGGUGUGAAACAAGAGCUACCCAGAAAUAUGGUCACGUGUUCUUCUCGUUGCUAAUCUGCCACAUUUAAAAACCCACGUUUUCCGAACAUCGGUCAUUGCAAAACUUAUAACCCUAGCUAUUAACCCUUCCUAGAAUGCUGGUUGAUCACCGACGGGAUGAAAAGCGAGAACGUGUGUCCGCAUCAUUCAUUGUUUUUCACGUGCUCUGAUUAAAAAUCAAACGAACUUACUUUUUUAUAUCGAAUAAUCGACACCAAAGCCGCAUUGCUGUGCCCUUACGCUGCUGUUCUGAGCAGCCGCUUGCGAGGCGUGGGAGCUGCCCAAAGAAUUUCGUCGCGAGCCACGACCGAGCGAUGUUUGUUUCUGCGCCGAAAUACAGAACGAAACAAAUAAACUUCAUCAAUCGAUGUUGUUGGAA
Messenger RNA from Petromyzon marinus (sea lamprey), 10755 nucleotides. Its product is annotated as gap junction gamma-1 protein-like. Gene Ontology annotation, biological process: cell-cell signaling. Gene Ontology annotation, cellular component: connexin complex. Gene Ontology annotation, molecular function: gap junction channel activity. The record is from RefSeq and is a predicted model, not a curated record. Lineage: Eukaryota; Metazoa; Chordata; Hyperoartia; Petromyzontiformes; Petromyzontidae.